AUGAAGAUCUCCUGCCUUUCCCUCUGCCUCCUUUCUACAAUGUGCUGGUUGUAUUCGACACCAACAACUGGGAACAAAAUCUUCCAAUUUGGACCUUGCAUGAUUUCAAUGAACGUUAAUGAAAUUAGAGCCAGCUUCACAGCGAUCAAAGCAACCAUUCAAGCCAAAGACGCCAUCCGAACCAUAAGCAUUUUGUCAUACCCAUACUCUCUGCACAAUUUCAAUUCUGCAGAUAGAUGUUGCAUCAUACAUCACCUUUUAAGAUUCUACGUGGACAAGGUCUUCAAACACUGUGAGACUGAGGAUUCUCAUGUCAACCGGAAAAUCAGCAGCAUAGCCAAUUCUUUCCUCAGCGUCAAGAAGAAAUUCAGACAAUGUAAUGAACAAAAUGUGUGCAAUUGUGGAGAGGAAGCAAUAGAGAAAUAUAAACAAAUUCUCAGCAAUUAUGGACAGCUGAACACCACUUCUGCAGCAAUGAAAUCCCUUGGGGAGCUGGAUAUCCUACUAGACUGGAUGGAAAAGGCUCAUUAG
This is a messenger RNA of Malaclemys terrapin pileata, 531 nucleotides long. Its product is annotated as interleukin-20-like. The transcript is spliced from 5 exons. NCBI's taxonomy places the organism in Eukaryota, Metazoa, Chordata, Testudines, Emydidae. The coding region runs from base 1 to 531 and encodes 176 amino acids. The record is from RefSeq and is a predicted model, not a curated record.